Molecule: messenger RNA, 210 nt
Organism: Haemonchus placei
Lineage: Eukaryota; Metazoa; Nematoda; Chromadorea; Rhabditida; Trichostrongylidae
Source: the annotation of a GenBank genome assembly
AUGGCUGAUGAAGAGCUUAAAAAGGCCUUCCAAGAUCUUCAGUUCAAAACGAAUGAGACUAAAGGUUUAAUAGCACAGGGAGAAAUAACGAAGAAAUUAAAUGCUCAGGUAUCUGGUUUUAGUGUUGGACCUUUCUUGUCAUGCUUUUCUAAUGUAAUGCAGUGUCGAGACUUACAUUACUUGAAACAUGUACAUGUCCAUAAUGAGUAA